This is a messenger RNA of Acipenser ruthenus (sterlet), 1956 nucleotides long. Its product is annotated as LHFPL tetraspan subfamily member 3 protein-like. Gene Ontology annotation, cellular component: plasma membrane. Gene Ontology annotation, biological process: sensory perception of sound. NCBI's taxonomy places the organism in Eukaryota, Metazoa, Chordata, Actinopteri, Acipenseriformes, Acipenseridae. The record is from RefSeq and is a predicted model, not a curated record. The transcript is spliced from 4 exons. The coding region runs from base 1134 to 1814 and encodes 226 amino acids.
UGCCCCGGCGCUGAGCAGACCUGAGGCUGCGGCUCUCCGCUUGUAGGAAUCGCGCAGUGCGAACUGGGGAGCGAGCAGCGUCGCACACAGGAGCCGAGCAGGAGGGGAGGCUGUGCGGUGCAUCUGAAACUAAUCAGGCUUUAUCUGAGGAGAGACGCUCACGAAAGCCAUUUCUGCGCACCUUCCUCGCAUGUGAAACACAUCGAUGACACCACGAAGAAAACCGGGGAAGAUUUUCACCUUUCGUGCUGACGCGGUUACAACAAGGAGCCCAAGAGAGGCAAUGGAGUUUAUGUAUGGUUAUGCUGUUUUUUGUUUUUGAUUUUUUUCUUCUUCACUGAAGCAGUACAUUACUACUAAUUUGAAUAACAUGCUCUGAAUACAUUAUUUUCUCGAUAAUGCAAAGAGGGGAUUAAACAGUAAUAAUAAUAAUAAUAAUAAUAAUAAUAAUAAUAAUAAUAAUAAUAAUAAUUUGGACACGAGACCUGCUUUCUGAUAUUUUAUCGCCAUUUUUUGUAUCAAAUGUGUGUUCACCAGAGACUGAAGGUUGUUCAAAAAAUGAUCUCCUUGGCAACGGACUGCGGUUUUCUCCUCUAAUCCGGAGGUGAAAUCCGAUGUUUUAAUUUGACUCCUGCUUCACGUCAUAUCGAAAUGCAGUAGCCUGGAUACUGUAGCUGUAAAAGAGAAGAAAAGAAAAUCAUUUCGUUGCGGUUAUUGCUGUGUUUGCAUUGCUCAUAUUCCGAGGUGUGGUUUGAUAUUCUCUUUACAGCAGUCGAGUCAAAUGUCGUAUUUCAAUGACACUGUUUAACGCUAAACCAGAAAGCAGAUGUUGUGACAGGAUUGCAAACAACGAGAGACGGAGAGAGAGCACCACUGGGAUGAACUCGCCAUAACACUGAGGCGCCGUCUGCUGCUAUUCUUGGCACGACCACGAAUUAUAAUUUGGAGAGAAAGAAAAAAAGGACAGAUUUCUGAUUUAUUUAUGUAUGUAUGUAUUUAUUUGAGGAAGCGAUGUGAAUUGAUUCCCGGAUAGUUAAUUGCUGGUGUAAGGACGCACGCAAUAGAUAUUUCAUAAUCACAACGACAUUGUAUAGAUAUUGAUAAUCACAUUGACAAUAACAGCCGCUUUAGAGAUGGUGCCCGGGACGCCCGCAGCCAUGCUACCAGCACAGGAUGCAGCGAAGAUUUACCAAACCAACUACUUGAGGAAUUCCCGGGCGAUCGGAGUCCUGUGGGCGAUUUUCACCAUCUUGUUCGCCAUCGUCAACGUGGUGUGUUUCAUAGAGCCCUACUGGAUCGGGGACGGAGUGGACACGCCGCAAGCCGGCUACUUCGGCCUCUUCCACUACUGCAUCGGGAACGGGAUCUCCAGGGAGCUGACGUGCCGGGGCAGCUUCACAGACUUCGACAGCAUCCCCUCCGGCGCGUUCAAAGCGGCCUCGUUCUUCAUAGGGAUGUCCAUGGUGAUGGUUAUCACCUGUAUCGUCUGCUUCACCCUCUUCUUCUUCUGCAGCACCGCCACUGCCUACAAGAUCUGCGGCUGGAUGCAGCUGACGUCCGCGGCCUGUCUGGUGCUGGGCUGUCUGAUCUUCCCUGAUGGCUGGGACUCUGACGAGGUGAGGCGCAUGUGUGGCGAGCGCACAGACAAGUACACCCUGGGGGCGUGCUCCAUGCGCUGGGCCUACAUCCUGGCUAUCAUGGGGAUCCUGGACGCGCUCAUCCUCUCCUUCCUCGCCUUCGUCCUGGGGAACCGGCAGAACAGCUUGCUGCCAGACGAGCUGCUGGCCGACACCAAGGAUAAUGGAAAUGCUUAACAGAAAGCAAGGUCUUGUUGCCGCUCAGUAGAUGGUGAUCAUGAAGGAGGCAGGCCGCGGCUCUGGAGAGCUGAGAGAGCGUGAGAGAGCGUGAGAGAGCGUGAGAGAGCGUGAGAGAGCGUGAGAGAGCCGCCGCUCUCCC